GUGCAAUAUAUGUAUGUACAAUUGUUGUGAGACAUGAGUGGAAAGACGGGAAAAAUGUGUACUUAAUUAAAGCAGUAAUUUGCUUUUAAGAUUUGUGAUGUUUGUGAGACGACCAGGAAUUUGUGCGGUGUUUAACGUUACAGUCUCUGUGCUUUUUAAGAAUUUUUAUUAAAAAGUUUGACGAUGAAUGUACAACGAUACGGUGCUAAAACCGAAUUUUAGAUUUGUUUAACUUUGUCCGUGAUUUGAUUCAAUCGAUUGUUAGAAAUCAACCAAAAUUGAUUUAUUACAUCGAUGAAUAAGAAAUUGACGUUGAUAACAACAUUGCGGUGUAAUAAAUUGUGCCAUUUACCCAGCCAUACCACUGAAGUCAGGUGCUAAGACAUUUGCCAAUAAAUUUAUAGUGAAGCUGUGUAGAUGUGAGUUAUUGUAUUCGCGCUGUGAUAAAUGAUUUUCGCAAUUUGCCACUUUCAAAUGGUGGAGCAUUUGGAAAAUUUUCCAACGGUAAAACUAUAUUUCGUUCAUUAGUCACAUGAUCUUUGUGGAGAUACUGCGGUGUAAUUUAUGAUCAGUGCUUAUUCAGCUGCGUUUGUUGAUCCUAGAAGGAAACUGAUAAAGAUGCUCGUUAAUGACUAACUCUAUCAUUCAUUUCGCUUGAAAUAAAUCCGAACAGUAACACGAAAACGAACAAUAAAACGCAAACAAAAUGUUGGAUACAUGCACCAUACGAAAUAAUUUGACUUUAACAGUGGGUGUUAUAAUUGGAGGGAUAACCACCAUCUUGUUGAUUCGCAAGGGUGCACAGCUCUUUAGCAAAAUCACCAAACGAACGAUUGCCGAACAGACUAUAAAUAAAUGUCUCGUGUGCAAUGUUCCAAUAAAUCUGGACAAGACGUCCGACUUUGUGACUUGUGAUACUUGUAAGCAGUCGCCUAUCUGCAAGAAUCUUCAUUGUGCCAUAUGGAGCGAUAAGUCAAAAGUUUGGAACUGCAAACUUUGUCGAAGUUAUUUGCAUGGUUCCAGUUCGGCAUGCGAUUGGUUGAUAUCACAAUUAAAUGAGAGAUUAUUGCAGGGCAAAGACAAUGAGGAUCACAGUAAAAUUGUCUGGUCAAGCAACGAUGAUAGUGCACCGUUAAUACCAUUGGAACAACGGGAAAAAGUGCGUGAAUUCGUUGAAGAACUGGUGUCGACUUUAGUCGGUGGGACUAUAGAUAAUGCACCAGUUGGCCAGCUAUUUGAGAACAAAGAAUAUUUAAAUCUAUUUUCAAAUUAUCAUUCGAAAUUAAGUAAAAAGUUGUAUAAUCUGGAAUUAUCGAUUCGUCAUAUGUUAUUCGGUCUACCAACUGGCGAAAAUGAAACAGAUACAAUUGAUCAAUCACACACAAACCUCAAACACUUGGUUGAACGAAUCAUCGAAGAAGUGUUUAAGAUUCCAGAACUGUUCGAUCAUAGCGGAGUACCUAAAGAACCACAACGAAUAAGUCUACCUCAAUUUGAUCCGAAGAAAUAUGAAGAACUGUUGGCAACGGCUGUAUUGAAUAAGCUAGUUGAAUCAUACAGCUACGAAAGAAGAUUCGAAAAUAGUUCAGGAAUUCACUCAGGAUCGGACAUUGAUGGAAACGUACAAAGCAUUUUGCAGAAAGCUCAAUUAGAAACUUUAUCAACAAGCAGCUCAAAUGAACCGAGAAGUGAUAGCAGCAAUUCAGUCAGCUUAAACGAUCAGCCAAUGUCGUUAACCGCAACCGAUUUCAUUGGUAAUUUGUCACGGGAAAAUUCAGUCUUCUCACCAAUCGAUUCACCGCCCCAGACUCCGCGUAGCGUUGGCAGUGACGAGGAAGCCUAUCUGAGCGAUUACAUACAGAAACAUAAAGUGCCAUUGCCAGGAAUCGAUGCACACGACUCUGACAGCUUCGAUGAGGAUUAUCAAUCAGUAAAUUCGAAAGAUACCGAAGGAAAUUGGCAAGAAAACUGGCUGUUCAAGAAGCGCAAAUUGAAAAAUGAAAUGAAAAGCGACAUUGGAAUGCUGGUACCAUCUCCGAUGGAGGAUGUGAAAGCUUUGAUCGGUGAUAAAACAACAGAUGAGGUAAGUGACCUGUCGGAGGCAGGUUCAGACAUAGAAGAUGAGGAGAAUGGUCCGAUGAAUGGUAGAAGAAGUGCUGACUUACCGCAUGCAUUAGUCGAAAGCAAGACAAUUAUUGGAGGGAAAAAUGAUUUCGCAGCGUUUCCGAAUGCAAAAACCAUUGAUGAGCUGUUACAACCGGAUAGUUUAGUGUCCACGCAGUCCGCCGAAUCAGUUGAUGUUCAAAGUCCUGUCAUUAUGGAAGCAAAAAAUGACUUGAUUUUAAUGAACGAUUGCGAUAGCAGGCCCAUCAUCUUGCAUGUGAAAGAGAAACAGCGCAAUGGCAGUAAAUCAAUUGACGAUAGUCUGAUUAAUGAAAGAGCUUGCGUUCAGAAUGGAUCGAGUCAAUCUGGUGUCAAUCAAUCCGCAAAACCCACUUCAAAAGAUGCUUCAAUUACUAAAGGCAGUCUAUUUGAUGCAGAAGGCGUAGACCCACCUGUUCCUACUCCAAGGAAAAAGUCAAAAUCUUUGGAAUCAGCUAAAGAAACUAUUGCUGUCGAAGUUCCAACCCAACCCACAAUACAAGAGAGUGGUAGUCUUCCUGACAACAACACCAUUGUGAACCAAAUUAUCCGCGAGUUCGACUUUAGCGUGGAAGUCGAUAAAUUGUUAGGAAAUAAACCACAAUCGUUGGAUGAUGAACUUCUCGACUCAUCAAUUAACGAUAUCUAUGAUAGCAUUGAAGGCGAUCCGACACUCGAUUAUCAAUCUCUAAUUGCUGAAAACGAAACUGUCAAUACUGCAGUCGUAUCAACGAGUCCUGAGAUAAUUUUAGAAGCUAGCAACCUAUUAAUCGAGGACUGUUUUACCGAAACAACUCAGGAAAUUUCACAAGACCAACUGGAAAAUAAUCGUUUGAGUUCGUUGAAUUUUAUUGAGCCAACUUCAGGCCCAUCUUCCAACAUUUCCAGUGAAAAUUAUAUUUGCAAAGUUUCACCAAGCGAAUUUGAUUUAUCAGUAGACAGUGCGCUGCAACCUAAAUCCGACAUUUUUGAUGUUAUUGCUACCAAUGGGGUUGAAGACAAAAGUGUACCUCAAGCAAUGUAUAUCAGCAGUAAGCCAGCAUUGAUUGCUGUUGAAAUCGCCACGCAUGAUACAUCGACCGUGCAGGUGAUCAAUGAUGAUAGUGAGAAAAAGGAACCGGCGACCUCCAUCCCAACUUUGAUUAUAUCAAAUAUUUGUGGUGAUACACCUCCGCCCACAGCGGCAUGUGAUGAUGACAUGUCGUUGAAACCAAAAAAAGUUUUAAGAGCUCAGGACUCACUCGAGCUGCCACCGGAUGAUCGAGAGAAAUUUGAACCCACGAAACGAGUCGAUUCUUUUGAUUUGAAAGAUGUUGAUAGAAAGAUCGAUGAUAAAUUGGAGAUUGAUGUCGAUUCGGAAGUAAAUGGUAUGAAAAGCAACACUGAUAAGGAACUUUCAAAUGCAAUUACUGAUCCGGAACAAACGUCCGAGGAAGACUUCGUUAUUGUCACAGAGGAAGAAGUGAAAGCUUUGAAAAUCGAAGAAGAAAUAUUGCUGAGCACCCAAGGAGUUGGUGACUCUUUAACUGAAACGAAACCUGAAACUGAAAAUUCGAUUACUUCAGCAUAUAAAGAUUCAAACGAAAACAAACUGGAAAGUCCCAACGAAAAUAUCUGUAAGGAUUUGAUUCAAACGAAUGAACCAGAACUGAUGCUGAAGCAAUUCUCGACUAACCAAUCAUCCGGUGAAAUUGAUGAAAAACACACAACUGAAUUGUCGGUCCAACCAGAAUCGAAUGAAUUCAUAGUUAUGAACACUCGCAAAAUAUUUGAACUGCCCUCCAUUCCUGAGUCAACUACUCAAACCAAUGAAAUUGAGAGGCCUUCCGCUUCUGCUGUGACUUACACCACUUCCAACUUAUUCAUAUCUAACCAAGAAAUCAUCUUAAAUACUAACCCAUCUACUAACACAAUACACUCAGACGAGCAUGGUCCUUUACCAGGUUCGAUUGCUGAACGUGAACACCUUAAAUGGAUGAAUGCUCAAGUCGAUAUUCCGAACAAUCCAUAUUCCGCUGAAGCACUGCAAAGGCGACUUAGUCAGACGAAAAGUCCAAGUAAAGUCAUCGAUAUCAACCUUGCAUUAGCAGCUAAGUCCAUUGAGCUUGAUGAAGAUGUAACUACCAAAGCCGACAAUGGUAAGCCACUGCAAAUUGUUUUAGGCGCUGGGGAGCCAGAUCAAUUGAGGUACGGUCGCGAUUACUACAUAAAUGACUCGAAAGCAGCAAGUGGAACACGCAAGAAAACAUCGUCAAUCCAACGGUAUUCCAGCACCGAUGAAGAUAAUAUAUCAUCAAAGCCGACAACACCUGACUCUGACGUCUUUACAGCAAGAAUCGUUCAAAUCAGAGACGAUCCAGACCAGACGAGUGACGAUUCAACCAAACUUAAACUAUCGAUUACUGAUCGAUUGUCGGACAACAGUUCAUCGUUAUCAUUGCAAAGCGAUAGUGUCCAGAGUGACGAUUCUGAAACACGAGUCUACGAUCUACGCAAGAACGAGACAGCUUAUUUGAGAAGUGAUAUAAUUCGAACGAGUCGUAUUCCUGUCGGAGCAACUACUACACCUCCUCCGACUCCAAUUGACGGUGAAUCGCUGCAUAAAAACUUGGAUCAAUUUUUUGCUAUACAGCAGCUGAAUCAGCUGAAGAAAUCAGAAGAGGAACAGGAAGCAACUAGUCAACAAAAAUCACAAACGUUUCACAGCGGACGAGGAGUAUCGAAGCCCUUGUCACCAGAAACUUUGAAGUUUUUUACACCGAAACCAAAGCCAGUAUUUACUUCAAAAUUUAAAAUGGAAGAAACGGCACCAAUUAAACCUCUAAUUUUGGAGCGUGAAGAUGCAAUUCCACAAAAUGGUACAAUCGAAAAGGGGGUCAUAGAGGAAGAUGUCAUUUCAUCACUUCCUUCGGUCAAAGCUCUGGCUAAGAAUUUCAUCGAGCCUUCUACCGAAACUACGAAGCAGCCAAUUCAACGGCCAAAAACAUUCGCAUGGCAAGUAUCAAACGAGAUUGGAAGCAAUACCAAUGGCCAUACAAAAGAACCAUCACCUGAUUCCUAUCUUCCAAACUACGAAACAAGAUAUCAUCCCGUGGCUCCGGGGCACAGUAUUACCGCUAGAAGUCUGUCGACAAAGUUCCGCGAAGAGCUAAAACACUCAAUAUCCGAUGAUGCAUCGAAUGGGUCCGAUAAUAUUGAAAUUGUGGAAAGGGAACAUUCACCGGAUCGUCCGCCAAGUCCUGUUUUACUCAAAGGAAUAUUCAAAGAGAAAAUGUCUUUUUUCCAGAAUUUAGAAAAUAAGUAGAUUGUGAAGAAGGUAUAAACGUACAUAGAGUUUGAGCUUUUACAAUUUUCGAAAGAAAAUCUAUUGUAACAAAGCCCAAAGUCACAUUAGUCACAUAUUAAUUUGUUACUGUUUUAACCAAAAUGUUUGUGCCAUUGAAAGAGGAGGAAUAUUCGAAAUCGCAUUCAGUAUAUUUCAAUUAUUUUAUUCUUUUUGAUAGUAAAAAUACCAAAAUAUAUUUGUCAAAACGGCUAAUAUAUAAAAUUUAUCUUGUUGAAGUAUGAAAAUAUAAAUAAACCCUUUUGAUGUAUACUUUAUAAAUAUUCAAAUGGAAUGUGCUCCUGUAAAAGAAAGAGGAAAACCAGUAUCAACAGGUCAAUGAUUUGAUCAAAUUAAUUUUUUUGUCAACUUUAACAAUUAAAAUUUAAAGAGAAAUUCAAA
Messenger RNA from Bradysia coprophila, 5866 nucleotides. Its product is annotated as Myosin-7a binding protein. The record is from RefSeq and is a predicted model, not a curated record. NCBI's taxonomy places the organism in Eukaryota, Metazoa, Arthropoda, Insecta, Diptera, Sciaridae.